Paraglomus occultum is the source of this 918-nucleotide messenger RNA. The record is from the annotation of a GenBank genome assembly. NCBI's taxonomy places the organism in Eukaryota, Fungi, Glomeromycota, Glomeromycetes, Paraglomerales, Paraglomeraceae.
AUGCAAAUCUUUGUUAAAACACUUACCGGAAAGACCAUUACUCUCGAGGUCGAAUCCUCGGACACCAUUGAUAACGUCAAACAAAAGAUCCAAGACAAAGAGGGAAUCCCUCCUGACCAGCAGCGUCUAAUUUUCGCCGGUAAACAAUUGGAGGAUGGCCGCACCCUCGCCGAUUAUAAUAUCCAAAAAGAAUCAACCCUUCAUCUUGUGUUGCGUCUCCGUGGUGGCAUGCAAAUAUUCGUAAAGACCUUAACAGGCAAGACCAUCACCCUCGAGGUUGAAUCAUCCGACACCAUCGACAACGUUAAGCAGAAGAUUCAGGACAAGGAGGGGAUUCCCCCAGACCAGCAACGUCUUAUAUUCGCCGGUAAACAACUAGAGGAUGGUCGCACCCUCGCCGACUAUAACAUCCAGAAGGAAUCUACCCUUCAUCUCGUAUUGCGUCUACGUGGUGGUAUGCAAAUUUUCGUAAAGACCUUGACAGGCAAGACAAUAACACUCGAGGUCGAAUCCUCAGACACUAUCGACAAUGUCAAACAGAAGAUCCAGGAUAAAGAGGGCAUCCCUCCGGAUCAGCAACGUCUUAUAUUCGCAGGAAAGCAGCUCGAGGAUGGUCGUACGUUGAACGAUUAUAAUAUUCAAAAAGAGUCCACUCUUCAUUUGGUUUUGCGUCUUCGUGGUGGUAUGCAGAUCUUCGUCAAGACACUCACGGGCAAGACGAUAACGCUGGAGGUCGAGUCCAGUGAUACGAUUGAUAAUGUCAAGCAAAAAAUUCAGGAUAAGGAAGGUAUUCCUCCAGACCAGCAACGUUUGAUCUUCGCCGGCAAGCAGUUAGAAGAUGGUCGUACCUUGGCCGACUAUAAUAUUCAAAAGGAGUCUACCCUCCAUCUUGUUUUGCGUCUCCGUGGAGGUCAAUAG